Molecule: messenger RNA, 1689 nt
Organism: Penicillium macrosclerotiorum
Lineage: Eukaryota; Fungi; Ascomycota; Eurotiomycetes; Eurotiales; Aspergillaceae
Exons: 7
Coding region: 1-1689 (562 amino acids)
Biological process (GO): transmembrane transport
Molecular function (GO): transmembrane transporter activity
Source: RefSeq, a predicted model, not a curated record
AUGGAACAGCUCACCGUGGUCGCUCAUCACAGCAAGAGUAGUACUCACGAGCCGGCAGAAGAAGACGUCAACCUGAUCCGAGAGAAUGUGCAGGCCAAAGUGUCCAAGCUUCUGUGGUUCCUGAUUGUCCUCACCAUCCUCUCCUCCACUUUUCUCUUCUCUCUCGACAACACCAUCGUGGCCGAUGUCCAGUCGCCCAUCGUGCAGCGGUUCGGAGAGGUCGGGAAGCUGAGCUGGCUCGGGGUGGCCUUCGUCCUUUCAGGCUCGGCCACCAUUAUCACCUGGGGCAAGUUGUACGCCAUUUUCAGCGCCAAGUGGCUGUAUCUAUCGUCCGUCGUCCUUUUCGAGGCAGGCAGCGCCCUCUGUGGUGCAGCACCGAAUAUGAAUGCCUUCAUUGUGGGCCGUGCAGUGGCAGGCUUGGGAGUAAGUCACAAUCCCUUUCCCUCUGAAAUCACCUUGACGGGGGUGACACUGACCGGUCCCGAUGUCCCACCAUCGACUAUAGGGCGCCGGUAUGUACCUUGGCUGCUUGACCCUGCUGUCGCUCACCACAUCCGUCCGUCAGCGACCCCAGUAUAUGGCAUUGACGGGAAUCAAGUAGGCGGGGCGUUCUCUCAGAACUCGCAUACCACCUGGCGCUGGGCAUUUUACAUCAAUCUCUGUAUCGGUGCCGCUUUUGCGCCAGUCUAUAUUUUCUUCUUGCCGACCGGCGACCCGCAGAAGGAGGUCAGCCGAUCGGAGAAGUUCUUGCAGAUUGACUACCUCGGAAUGGUCUUGAAUGUUGGUGCGUUCACAGCCCUCACGAUGGCCAUUAACUUUGGUGGAAAUCUCUAUGCCUGGGGGGCCGGUCAAGAGAUCGGAUUGUGGGUUGCAGGGGGUGUACUCCUCGUCCUUUUCAUCUUGCAGCAAAGAUCCAAGAUUGGUACGACCACUUGGGAGCGAAUAGUUCCGGCGGAUUUCCUACGCAAUCCAUUGAUGUGGAUAUUGUUUGCGCUGAUGUGUGCUGCUUCGACUUCUGUUUUUGUGCCUACAUAUUAUAUUCCCCUCUACUUCCAAUUUGUCCGAGGAGACUCUGCCUUGACAGCUGCCGUCCGUCUGCUUCCAUUCAUUAUCCUCAUGGUCUGCUUUGGCUUUCUCAAUGGUGGGCUCAUGUCCAAAUUCGGAUACUACAUGCCAUGGUAUCUAGCUGGUGGUAUCUUAACAACAACCGGGGGAGCCUUGAUGAGUACAAUUGACGAACACAGCAAUGUAUCUCAUGUGUAUGGCUACUCAGCACUGAUCGGGAUUGGCGCCGGCAUGUUCAUCCAGGCCGGGUUCUCCGUCGCUCAAGCUAAGGUGUCCACCUCCCGAGUCGCGGAUGCCACAUCAUUUAUUGCACUGGCCCAAAACCUUGGUAUUGUCCUUGCUUUGGCUAUUUCAGGCGCCGUUUUUCAAAACAAGGCCGUUGAUGAUCUUCAAAUAAUCCUUCCGAACAUCCCUCGCGAGGAGCUUCGUGGUGCCAUCUCUGGUACUGGGAGCCUUCUUUUCGAACAUCUCUCUGAAUCAACAAGAACACAAGUGGUACACGCUGUGGUGGAAGCGAUGGCCACCACAUACUACCUUGUUGUGACUGCGGGUUCCAUGGCUGUCCUGGGAUCCCUUUUUAUGAAGCGGGAGAAAAUAUUCAUCCAGGCUGCUGGUGUCGCGUAG